AUGGGUGGUGGGCAAGAAAUACCUCACAGACAUGCCACAACUCAGCAACCAGUAUCAGAGCCGCAAUGGAAUAGAGGACUCUGGGGUCUGGUCGAUAUGGGAAGCAAUGGCAUCCGUCUAUCGAUAACAGACCAAAGCGCACCCACAACCCGCGUUCUGCCCACUGUCUACGCCUACCGCAACAAAAUCUCUCUCUAUGAAGCCCAGUAUGACGAAGAUGGUAACAAGGUCCCAAUCUCUGCUGCUGUGAUGGAUGAUGUUGUCUCCAUGCUUCUCAGAUUUCAGAUCUUCUGUGCAGAUUUCAGGGUUCCGCCAGACCAGAUUGAGAUUGUUGCUACGGAGGCCACCAGAGCUGCGAUCAACUCAAAAGAAUUCUGUGAGAAGAUCCGAAAGGAGACCGGCAUCAAGAUGACUUUGCUCUCCAAAGAGGAUGAAGGAAGGAUUGGUGCUUAUGGUGUUGCUAGUUCGUUCUCUGCUGUCCGUGGCUUGGUCAUGGAUAUGGGAGGCGGCAGCACUCAAAUCACAUGGAUGAUUGCUAAGGGAGGCGAAACUCAGAUCAGUCCCGUUAGUGCGGUGAGUUUUCCUUAUGGUGCUGCUGCCCUGACAAGAAGGCUUGAAGAGUUGAAAAAGGGAAGGAGCAAGCAUGAGGCGCACAAAGCUCGUGAAGAGUUUCGUGCUCAGGUCAAAGCGCAAUUUCAGGAGGCAUACAAUAAGAUUGAGGUUCCGCAUGAACUUGUAAAGGAUGCCAAAAAGAAUGGAGGCUUCAGACUUUACCUGACUGGAGGUGGCUUCCGCGGAUGGGGUUACCUCUUGCUUCACCAUGAACAGGUGGCCGGUGGUGGCUAUCCCUUCUCUAUCAUCAACGGGUUCACAGCACAAAAGGACGAAUUUGAAGACACCGAGAAGAUGAAGCAGAUUGCCGAGGAGGCCAAAGAGAUUUUCCGCGUGUCCGAUCGUCGUCGGGCUCAAGUACCUGCUGUGUCUUUCUUGGUCAGCAUUCUUGCCGAAGCAAUUCCUCACGGCAUCCGCGAAGCCCAUUUCUGUCAAGGAGGUGUCCGUGAAGGUGUCCUGUUCAAUCGGCUUCACCCAGAAAUCCGCGCUCAGGACCCUCUGGAGGUAGCAACUCGUGACAUGGCAAAACCCAUUUCGCCAAAACUCGCUGUUCUGGUCACGCAGUCCCUUCCUGCUCCUACAGAAGAGCAUCCUGGCGUUCCUGAGUCGAUCGAUGUACACAUGAUCAGGGCAUUCACGAACAUGUUUUACUUCCACGCCGACAUGAACAAGGAAGUUUCUUCUACAUCUGCAUUGUACAGCACAGGUACUGGCAUUUUGUGCUCAACACAUGGAUCUUCGCACGCCGAUAGAGCUUUACUGGCUCUCAUGCUCGAAGCACGCUACGAAGGCGAACUUGCACCUCGUGAGACUGACUACCGCGAUCAACUCAUUCGCCUCGUAUCAAAUGAAGAAGCAUGGUGGACGCAAUACAUCGGUGUGAUCGGGCUCAUUCUGUCUCGCGCUUUCCCCGCCGGUGUCAUCCAAGAUGACUUGUAUGAUUUCGCUCACAAGACCAUCCUAAAGAAGCCCGAGAUACGCAUUUCGUCUGAAUAUGUUCAUACAUUAGGCAAAAAGCGCAACAAGGAGGGAUUGAUGGUUACAUUCACGAUCGUCUGGGCAACAGAGAAUAAAGAUGAUCCUAUGGACGUCAAGGAGACAUUGGGCAGGCAUCUCAAAAAUAUUGUCAAGGUUGGCAAGAAGAAGCAUGCAAUCAAUGGAUGGAGGAUCAAGAUUGGGGCGCAGGUCAAGGAUGAUUAUCCAAAUGAUCUUUAG
Messenger RNA from Aureobasidium melanogenum CBS 110374, 1827 nucleotides. Its product is annotated as Ppx-GppA-domain-containing protein. NCBI's taxonomy places the organism in Eukaryota, Fungi, Ascomycota, Dothideomycetes, Dothideales, Saccotheciaceae. The coding region runs from base 1 to 1827 and encodes 608 amino acids. Gene Ontology annotation, biological process: regulation of transcription by RNA polymerase II. The transcript has a single exon. The record is from RefSeq and is a predicted model, not a curated record.